AAGCGUCUAGGUGAGAACACACUCAAGGUCACCAAGGUGGGACUCGCAUCGGAUAACAGAGCUGAAGAUGAGUACCAGUGCAGUCUCACGCAUUGCAUCUUUGGUUGUGAAAUCCAAGGAAAGUAGUCUUGUACAGAAGACAAAGAACUUUAUUGUGGCUGUUGGAACUCCUCCUCGCAGAAUACGAAAAAUAUAUAGUAAAUUCAUGUACUAUCCUCAGCUUGGUGUGUACAGAGAUGACUGCACAAAGAGAAACUUUUACGGCCCAGGAGUUCUGAACGAAAGUGUCCAAAGACUUCCAAGCAAUAUCCAGCGGGAAAGGCAGUUCAGAAUAAACAGGGCUCUUUCGAAAAGUGGCAGCAAGACUGUUUUGAGCAGAAAACUUUGGGUUCGUUCUGGCGAGGAGGUGCGGUAUAUUGAUUCAGCUAUUAACACAGUUGUCAAUGAUAUAGAGACGAAAAAAUUUUGGGACCUGAACGGAGAAGCACCAGCAAACAAUUACACGUUAAGCCCAGAAGAGUACCAAGCAGGGUUAGAGAAUGUUGUUCGCUCAAUGGAAUCCUCCAAAGAAUAGAGACAUUGAACAUGUUACAACAUGAUACAAUUAUAUUAGAAUACUGAGUUCAGUAAUUGAGAAAUCAAAUAUGAAUUCUAUUUCAGUGUGGUUUUAGGAAAGACCCUGAAUGAUUUCCAACGUAGCACAUCAAAGAUGGAUAUUGUAUGUGUAAAUGAAUGACAUUACUAAGGUAUUUUGUGAAAGUUUGAAGAUGUGAAUAAAUAUUAUUUGUUUAACAAUCUUAAUAA
Messenger RNA from Ylistrum balloti, 804 nucleotides. Its product is annotated as cytochrome b-c1 complex subunit 7-like. The record is from RefSeq and is a predicted model, not a curated record. Gene Ontology annotation, biological process: mitochondrial electron transport, ubiquinol to cytochrome c. NCBI's taxonomy places the organism in Eukaryota, Metazoa, Mollusca, Bivalvia, Pectinida, Pectinidae. The transcript has 5 exons. The coding region runs from base 68 to 574 and encodes 168 amino acids.